AUGGCGUCCUUCAUCACCAACCUCUGGGAGUCAAUCUUCGUCCCAGGCCCGACCCCGACCCUCGUCCGCGCCGCGAACGCAACCUUUGCCUCUCUCCAAGUCCUCCUCGCCGUCCUCCUCCUGACGACCUGGAGCAUCCACUUUGUUAUCCUCUCCUUCCUCAGCGGUUUCCUCUGGUUCGCCAUCAACUGGUUCGUCAACGAGCUCGCCAUCCACGCUGAGCAGGAGGCCAAGAAAGCCCGCCUUGCCGAGGCCUCUUCCUCGGGGAUCGGCGGCGCCGGCAACAACCAGGGGACCGAUGAUAGCGACACCGAGGUCGAGGGUGCCGUCGCCAGCGGCGUAGGGGCUGGAAAGAAGGGUGCUGCGGCGGGGAGCAGCCAGGUCGAGACGCCUGAGCAGCAGCAGGCCGCCGACUUGAAGCGACGCACCGCCGCCGCCGCCGCCGCAGCAGCAGCAGAGGCCGGGGCCGAGGACUCGACGAACGGGGGUACGCAGUCGAGCGUUAGCACCGAGGACGAGUGGGAGAAGGUCUCCGAGAACGAGAACGAGAAGGACAAGUGA
This is a messenger RNA of Colletotrichum spaethianum, 561 nucleotides long. Its product is annotated as V-type proton ATPase catalytic subunit A. Lineage: Eukaryota; Fungi; Ascomycota; Sordariomycetes; Glomerellales; Glomerellaceae. Bases 1 to 561 code for a protein of 186 amino acids. The record is from RefSeq and is a predicted model, not a curated record. Gene Ontology annotation, cellular component: endoplasmic reticulum membrane. Gene Ontology annotation, biological process: vacuolar proton-transporting V-type ATPase complex assembly. The transcript has a single exon.